Adineta ricciae is the source of this 792-nucleotide messenger RNA. Lineage: Eukaryota; Metazoa; Rotifera; Eurotatoria; Adinetida; Adinetidae. The record is from the annotation of a GenBank genome assembly.
AUGCUUUAUUUGGUUUUAAUUUUGAGGAUAAUAUUUGAAAAUUUUCUUUCAAUGACGUCGACACUAAUUUUCAAGAAUUUGGAAAAGGAUACAAUUUUCCAAAAACAAUGGCAAAGUUAUCAACUGGUAAUAAAUGAGGACUAUAAUCAUCAUCGAGUAUUAUAUGCCAAAUUACCAGACUAUUUCAAAAAUCGUUUUCUACAUUCGUUUUCUGUUCUUGAUCUUGGAUGUGGUGAUGUUGACUAUCUUUCAAGAACAUUUGCGAAUAACAAUAUGUGGUCCUUGGUAUCUGCGUAUACUGGUGUUGAUUUAUCAGAACAAGCUGUCGAGAUUGGCAAACAAAAUAUGCACCCUUUGUUAGAAAUUAACGCUGCAGUAUCAUUUGCUAUCGGUGAUAUGUUAAAUUUUGUUAGACAAGCUAAAGCAUCUUCGUAUGAUGUCAUAUUUUCAUCAAUUGCAGUUCAUCAUCUUCGAGAUGACGAUAAGAAAGAACUCGUUCAAGAAAUUCGACGUAUUUUAAAGGCAAAUGGCGUUUUUGUUCUAAUCGAUCUUUUUCUUGACGAAGCUGAAGAUCGUGAUGAUUGGGCUAUGCGUUUUGUCACACACAUACGUAAUAGUUGGGUUAAACUUAAUUCAGAACAAAUCGACAGUUAUGUGAAUCAUACUUUCAACUUUGACUUUCCUACUAAACUAUCAAUAUACAAAAAUUGGGCUGAACACGAUUCACUCUUUGCGGAUGUGAAAUGCUUUGAUGAAGUUGGGUUUUUCAAAGCUAUCGUAUUCGAAACUUAA